AUGAUGAGAUCAUCGUCAGCUGUGUGUUUUAUUGUGUUGUGUGCCAUAAUAAUCUCAACAACAUCACAAGCAAAAUCAAUCAUCAAAACACCACUAUCUAGUCAUCAGAAUGAAAAAACUUGUUCCUACACCGUACGGAUCGUAACGAGCUGUAAUUCAGUUGCAUACACUCGAGACCAAAUCCAUCUCUCGUUCGGUGAUGGGUACGGUACUCAGGUUUACGCACAGGGUCUAGACGACCCGUCAACAAGGACAUUUGAACGGUGUUCAGAGGAUACGUUUGAGAUAUACGGUCCGUGUACGGAAGACAUAUGCUAUAUAGACUUUUACAGAAGUGGAUACGACGGAUGGUUACCACAGAAUGUAGAGAUAUAUGGUGAGAAUAUGAGACCGGUUUCUUUUGAGAUAAAUGAUUGGAUUCCAGGGGAUAUGUGGUAUGGAGUCAAUUACUGUUAG
Molecule: messenger RNA, 456 nt
Organism: Erigeron canadensis
Lineage: Eukaryota; Viridiplantae; Streptophyta; Magnoliopsida; Asterales; Asteraceae
Product: embryo-specific protein ATS3B-like
Exons: 3
Coding region: 1-456 (151 amino acids)
Molecular function (GO): protein binding
Source: RefSeq, a predicted model, not a curated record